This is a messenger RNA of Mizuhopecten yessoensis (Yesso scallop), 7341 nucleotides long. Its product is annotated as glypican-6-like. The transcript has 8 exons. The coding region runs from base 250 to 2280 and encodes 676 amino acids. Gene Ontology annotation, biological process: regulation of protein localization to membrane; cell migration; regulation of signal transduction. Gene Ontology annotation, cellular component: plasma membrane; cell surface; synapse. Lineage: Eukaryota; Metazoa; Mollusca; Bivalvia; Pectinida; Pectinidae. The record is from RefSeq and is a predicted model, not a curated record.
GAACAGCCAAUGUAAACAGAUCCUAGUACCGGAGAGAGCUCUGCGAUACAGUCAUAAGGACAAUCCCUCGACACAUAAUCCGAAUCACAGAGCACGUGAACAGGGAACAUGGCGUCUACUUUUCGAUCGUAGACAACCGAAUGGAUUUAUGAUUAUUCUGUGAGUUCCAAACACACACCUAUGGUGUGAUCAAAGAAACCCCGGAAUAUUAUACAUGUAAACAGCGGUCGGACAUAGAAGACAUAGAAAAUGGCCGCCACAAAAUUAACUCCGUGCUGGUGUGUGUUAUUCAUUCUUUUUGUUGGAAGUCACGGUUUAAAUUUGGCCUGUAUCGAAGUCAAACGAGCUUACAUAGCUCAGGGAGGAAACGAGCACGAUGUUCCAAUCCAGGCGAUCUCUGGAGAACACCUGGAAGUAUGCCCGCAGGGUCACACAUGUUGUACGCGCGACAUGGAACAGAAGUUAAAGUCACUCGGUACCAAGGAGUAUGCUAAAUUAGUAGAUGAAUCUUUUAGAUAUGUAAAAAGUACUUUUGUAUCAAGAACAAGAAAAUUUGAUGAAUUUUUUACAGAGCUUCUUGAUAAUGCAAAGAAGGAUUUGCAUGAAAUGUUCGUGAAGACAUACGGUCUUUUAUAUCAACAAAACUCUGAUGUGUUCGCGAAUUUAUUCAAGGACUUGCGGAGUUACUACAAAGGGACGGAUAUAAGUCUCUUUGAUGCCUUAGACAAUUUCUUCCGUAACUUACUAAGGAAGAUGUUCAUGUUGCUGAACCCAACACUGGUGUUCGACGAAACGUUUCUUCGGUGUGUGACGAGCCAGAUGAGCAAAUUGAAACCUUUCGGGGAUACACCUCAACAGUUAUCAUUAAAAAUAAAACGAUCUUUCGUAGCAGCACGGACUUUUGUGCAGGGAUUGGCUAUUGGUCGGGAUGUAGUUCUUGAAGUACUGAAGAUACCCCCAACAGAGGCGUGUACCAAGGCGCUGAUGAGGAUGAUGUACUGCCCCCAUUGUCGGGGCCUCACACAAACCAAGCCCUGCAAUAACUACUGUCUCAACACCAUGAAGGGUUGUCUGGCUCACCAUGCUGAACUUAACCAGCUCUGGAACGAUUACAUUGAGGCGAUGAAACAGCUUGCCACACGUCUUGAAGGUCCCUUCAACAUCGAAUCAGUGGUGGAUCCGAUCGAUGUACAGAUCUCGAACGCCAUCAUGACCCUUCACGACAACGGGGAAGAAAUCAGUGACCAGAUUAAGCAAGGAUGUAGUAUCAGUCAGCUGGGAAGGUCAAAGCGAAAUGCUCGGUCAUCAGAUGCUAAUUCAACUGGUAACAAUGGUCAGCUCCCAGACGGCAUCAAAUCCAAGAUCCAAGGUCAACUGGCUGCCCUUGGAGGGGAUAAGAUCAGUGGCAUCCCCUUUGACCCGAGCAAGAUCGGGGAAGGGAACGAAACUGGCACGUCGCACCAACAGUACGACUACGGAAGGUAUGGCAGUCCCAGGAAAAAACAGAAAAAUCAUCGUCCCAACACUGCGGCUGGGACUAACCUUGACCGUCUUGUAAAGGACAUUAAGGAAAAGGUCAAGAUGGCCAAGGACUUCUGGGUACAACUGCCAUACGCCAUUUGUAAUGACGAAAAUCUUGCUGCUCAGGCCGGCAAUGAUGAAGACUGUUGGAAUGGACAGGACAGGGCAAGGUAUGUUCCUGAGGUACAGAAGGAUGGCAUUAUCAACCAGAUCAACAAUCCUGAGGUGGAGGUUGAUGUCAAUGAGGGCAACUUUGUCAUCGAACAACAGAAAAUACAGCUCAAGAUCAUCACCAGUAAACUGAACACUGCAUUCAACGGCGAGGAAGUCGACUGGAUAGAUACAGAAAUUGACGUCGGGUACAGUAGUUACUCAAGCGGAAUGGGAAGCGGUGAUGACUACAGUAUCGACGGCAGUGGAGCUGGUAGCGGUGACGGAGGUAGUGGCUCCGGAGACGGCUGGACUGGUGAUGACGAAGACGAUCUUCCACGUAGACCAAAUAAAGACAGGCGCCCAGGGAAUAAAGAUAGAAAUCGCAACAAGGGAUCAGGCAGAGACAAAACUCACACAGAUGAUAACUUCUUUAUUGGACCUGAAUAUGGCGUCAACACGAAUGACGGAAAUGGAUUUAAUCCCCCACCACGAACAGAGACCACACCCACACCAAGUGCGGCUGUACCACAAACAUCAGUGUCCUGGACGUGUUUGUCAAUAUUAGUUAUUACAGUGAUAAAAACAGCUAUAGAUAUUACACUUUGAAGAUAACAGAAAAGAUUAGUAUGCAGAGGAAAGUAAGAUCAUAAAGUAUUUGAAGUGAUACAAAAAUUAUUUUGUGACGGAUAGAAAAAGCUGUUCAAGUCCAGGUCGUAUGGAAGCUUGGCAGGGAUACGUGAAUUACCAUACCAGAUGGGUACAUCAACUGGUACACUAGCCAAUCAUCUUUGUACAUAGGAUCAUGUGAUAUAUGCGACAUCGUCAUAUCCACACCUAUACCUUGUUGCCAUGGAGAUGGUAUCACCAGUAUACAGUAAUAGUCCUUAUAUAUGUUAUUCUGUCGCAAAAAAAUAUUGUGCGUACGAUACGUCGCAAUGUUGUGACGGUCAGUUUGUUACCAAAAUUUUCAUUGGCCAGUUCAAUUAGCAAUGGUCUAUAUAUGUAGCAUAUGAAUAUAUAUAUAUAUAUACAUAUUAUAUCAUCAUUACUACUGAUUACCAGGCAACAGAACACCCUUUUCACAACUUCUGUCAUCAGGCAAGUUUAAGUAGGUAUGUUAUAGUAAUUGUUGAGCUUGAAUUAUUAUUUUCUCUGAAGAUGUGGGGUUUAUUAGCAAUGAUAUAAGUUUUAUACUAAAUAGUUUCUCUAACUGAUUCAAGAGUUUCACCGUACAAAAGUUUGAGAUGCUGACAUAUCAACAAAGACAAAAGCUUGCCUGCAAUAGUGUCCACACUUAGUUGACCUUAUUCCCCUUUUGUCAAAUUGCAAACGUAAGAGCUGGCCUACAGAGUGUGACAUCGCAUCAAAAAGUACAAAACCCUCGUUAUCUUUAGGCUGAGGAAGAUGACCUUCGCAUGCGCACUGGUCAUGUGACUUUUACGUGACUCUAUACAUAGAAUACAUAUCAUGUGACCAGUGCACGGUGGAUAGACAUGUGAUUUCUAUAGCACUUUGUGACUAUUGAAGAACACUGAGCAUGUCUUGUCAAAGCCAGCACUCUGGAAUAGUGGAGCAGAUCAUCAACCAACCAUGGCACAGCAAUGGCUGUAAGGAGAUGUCAUCUUGGAUGGGAUAUUAGACAUUGAAGAGGCCUAAUUUUAUAGAUACAAAUUUACUUUCAUGUCUGGUAAACAUGUACAGUGUAUAUGUAUAUAAAGAUAGAUCUGGUCCUUGAAUAAACCCAUAACCUGUUGACGAAAUAUCAAGGAGAUUUAAAAAAAACUCUUCUUUGAAAUCUGAUUCAGAGAAAUGCUUAGUAUAUAUCUGUUUUUGCCAUUUAUAAUAAGAGUUUGUGCUACCCUGACGUUGUAGAGGUUCUGGGGGCCCAGACAGGAAGGUUGCUAAGGAUGAGAUAGAUGUGUGUCGCUAAUACUGUAAGUGCUAGCUGUGUUUAUAAUAAGGGUAAGUUUUACGGGGGAGACAAUGACGUCAUAUGAUGAUGACUAAUAUUUAGAUGGUUGUACAUAGAGUGUUGUUCGAAUCAUUGGGUUUUUUUCGUGUGUAUAAUUUCAUUACUAUACCAUUUUGCCAAAUUUUGUUUGUAUUAUGAAGUUCAUUUGUAUCCUAUUUUAAUUAUUAAUGAAAAACUGAUCACUUUAAUUAUUAUGUGUACAUGUAAGUUAUAAAUUAUAACGUUACUGAUUUUAUUUAUGUAAUAAAUGCAGUUGCCUAUAGGAAUACCGGUUUGUCAAAUUCAUUUUUUCUUUGCAUUUCUGCAAAUAUUUUGAUAAUUUUAUUCUGAUCACUGUUUGACAGUUUUACCAGAUUUUAGCCAAAAACAAUUUCAGUUUUAAUUGAACAAUUUGUGAUAAUUAAACAAGAUUUGUGAUAUAACAUCAGUUAUUGAUGUCAGAAUCACACCUUUCAUGCACCAUGUUAGACAAUCAAAAUCAUUACCAUAUGUUUAGGACUGAAAAUGUACUCGUGAAAACAAAUAUUUAAAAAAAAAAAUACAAAAGGAAAAUCAUGUACAGAACUAAAUCAUGUUGAAAUUGUUUUCUGUUUUAGUUCAAUCACAGCAAACAAAAUCAUUCAGGUUUUUCCAAUCAAAAUUGAUUUUACAUAACUGCAUGGGGAAUGUUGACAUGAGUUUUCAAUGAAUUUCAUUGGAUGUGAUUCUGUUUUAUCUAGAUAGGAUAAAUACAAUUGUGACCUCUUUAAUUGGGCUCUUUUGUGAUUUAUAGAAAAUGCUGAAUUAAUGUGAAAUAGCAAAACUGGAAAUAAGGCAAACCAUUUAUCAACAGAAUGCAUUUCUUAAUCACAUCAUCAGCCUAACACAACUAUAUUGGUAUACAGGUGUGUUGGACUGAUUCAAACCAGAUCCUUCACGCUGGUCCUCUGUGAUACACUCUAGUGUACGUGUAGCACCUGGCAACAUAAGGGGUCACUUUAUGCUGACCGUUAGGGCCCAACAACAUAAGGGGUCACUUUAUGCUGACCGUUAGGGCCCAACAACAUAAGGGGUCACUUUAUGAUGACUGUUAGGGCCCAACAACAUAAGGGGUCACUUUAUGCUGACCAUUAGGGCCCAGCAACAUAAGGGGUGACCAUUAACAAUAGCCAAUUACUGUGAUGCCCUCGAAAUUCUUAGUAUUGGAAAAAUAUGUGUGUUAUUCGGUAGUGUAAAUUGGAUAGGUCCACAGAACAUGAUCCCGGUGUCUGUUUCUACACCGUAGAGGAACAGAGUGAAGAUUUGAUUUGGAUCAAAAUUUACAGGUGUGUUAUCAUUUCAUCAAAUUAUUUUCACACACAGAUUAAGUAUAUAAGCUCAGGGUCUUUGAAAUUUCACUUUUGUUUUGAAAAUGUUUGGCUGAUUUGUUUCACAACUUCAACCAUUUACUACAUCACAAUGCCUAUAACACAACAGUUGUGGUUUUGAGCUGGUUGUUCAGUAACUGAGAUUUCUGUUGUCGCUGUCUGUGGUAUAGUGACAGUUAUUGUGUUUGCUCCUGAAAUACUUUUACUAAAAUAAAGCAAUGCACAAGAUGUGCAUGACAAAAGUACUCUAAGUGUGCAUGUAUUUAAUUAUCACAAUUGUAUUUUAGCGCUCAAAGAUAUGUUCAUCUAUUAGCAUAUUCAUUGAUUCCUUAACUCAUUCACCCUUGAAGACACAUUUGAACUCUUCCAAUUCAAAGGUUGGAAAAGUUCAUUAUGAAAUUUCAGAGGUGAAUGAGUUAACUUAGUAGAAGCAUGUAUUUCUCUAGUUAGCGAUAUACAAAAUUAGCACACACGGAAUAUUGUAAAAUAGCCUAAAAUGCGACACUCAAUAACGUAAGUUUAGAAUUGCUUUUAACUAUUUCUUUCGAAAAAAAAUCCAGAAUUGUAAAAAAGUUGUCACUGUAGUUGUAGAUAUACUGUGAUAGCUUAACCGUCUAUAUUUAUAUCAGCUCGGCUCCGGAAAACUAAUUACAUAGAGGAAUUGUGUAACAAUGGUGGACACGUCAUGUGAUUUCUGCUGUACAUACAAAAUACAGCUUGUUGGUUGUGUUACAUUAUUGGUCUUUGUGUCGCAUUUCAUUUUAAUUAAAAGAAAAAUAUAUUUGUUGUCUCUAAUAAAUAUUCAAGAUUGCAAACAUUUCAUGUUUGGUUUAGAUUGUAAAAUGGCUCUUGAUAUAUAUUGACCAAUCAGACUUAGUGUUAUUGUAUUCAGAUUGUAAGCUCUGUUUAUAUUAGAAUUUAAGAUGUUUCUAUGGGUCAAUUUCUGACACAGGCUUUUAGAAAUCAUUUUGAUUCUUUCUGGUCCCUAUCAUGGGGCAGUAAGGCAUAUUUUUAUCGAAGUUUAGAAAUCCAGGAAAAGAAAUGGAGUUUAGGGGUAGGAUGAUAAAGUAAGGUUUGGGGGCAAGGAUAGCCUCUAUAUAUAGAAAUGACCAGUAAGUAUCGACGUUGUGAUUGGUCAGUGUAACGAUAAGGUUUCAAGGUCAGUAGUCAGUUUUCAUUGUGAUGUCUGAAAUGACCUUGUAUCUGACAUGACCUUAAUGACAUGACCUCGUGUCAUGUAUAUGACAUUGUGUGUAUAUGACCUGAUAUUGGGUAUGACAUAUGACCUUGUGUGUAAUAUGACCUUGUGUUGUACAUUAUCACGUCUCUGAAGUGUUCUGGUGUUUACAGUUAACAGUUGUCAUAGUAAUAGCAGUCUGUUUAUAACGUAUAUAAUCUGAAAAACUUGCUAAUUUCUCGCCCCCGUCGGAUACAACAGGCACACACCUGUAACAAUCUAAAUACCACAGUAUUUUGCUGGUUGCAUUUUGUCUAACACCUGUUCAGGAGUAGCAGCAGACCUGGCGUUUGACCCGUUGUAAUGUCUGUUAAAUAUAUGUCAGGUUUUAAAACCAGGUACCUGUGAAUGUGUGUGUCUAGGUGUCUUGUGUUUGUGUCUCUAAACUGAACCAGAUGAUCUGUUUAUCUGUACAUGUAUGCAUGCAUCUUAACCGACUUAAGAUAUCCUGUACCUGUUCAAACUGUAGAAAAUGUAAUAUUUUUGAAGCAGUCUUCGAUCAGAUACGUAUAUAUUAAAUUCAAACAUUGAAUAUCCCCCAAUGUUAUGGUAAGGGGUAGAAAUCUUAAAUUCAAGAGUAUUCAACAGAACAAUUUUAAAUCUGGAAUUAUUAUUUUUUCAUGGUUGGGAUUUGUUUUCAAAGAUUUGGGUUUGAAAAAUGAUUAAAGCAGAUGCUUUGCUUGAUAUAAUGUCCAGUUUUGUUUAGAAAAACUGCUGGUGUUUUUUUUGUAAUGAAGAUCAUAUCUAUGUAACAAAUAAACUAUUGAUGUGACAUGGAUUUUAAUAGUGCAACAUUGUUUUUAUUUUAUUUUUAAAUCACAAUAUAUCGCCCAGUCAGCAUUGAGUUGAUUUUCUGUUUCAUGUUGGUCAUUUGUGUUUGUUUAUUAUUAUUAUUAUUAUACAGCCCACGCGGCUUGUUAGUGGUUUGUUUUAUUGACAGUAGGUGUUUUACUGACUUACAUUUGAAAAAAUGAUUGUAUUUCAGAAUUAUUCAGUUGAGCUAUUUAAUAUAUACGGUAGACUUCAAAAUCAGAUUUCAUGAACAUUUUAACGAAAACACAUUUACAAUACCAGAACUACAUAACUCAUAAUUAAAUACAAAACUUUUAUUU